Poecilia latipinna (sailfin molly) is the source of this 8113-nucleotide messenger RNA. Its product is annotated as neurobeachin-like. Gene Ontology annotation, cellular component: cytosol; membrane. Gene Ontology annotation, biological process: intracellular protein localization. The coding region runs from base 79 to 6612 and encodes 2177 amino acids. The transcript has 43 exons. The record is from RefSeq and is a predicted model, not a curated record. Gene Ontology annotation, molecular function: protein kinase binding. NCBI's taxonomy places the organism in Eukaryota, Metazoa, Chordata, Actinopteri, Cyprinodontiformes, Poeciliidae.
CGUUAUUAUUUUGUUUUCUUUUAGGAUCGAGGUGUGAAGGAGGAUGAAUUGCAGAGCAUCCUCAACUAUUUGCUAACAAUGCAGGAGGAUGAAAACCUGCAUGACGUGUUGCAGUUGGUGGUAGCUCUCAUGUCUGAGCAUCCAGCUUCCAUGAUCCCUGCUUUUGACCAGAGAAAUGGAAUACGGGUAGUCUACAAGCUCUUGGCCUCUAAGAGUGAAAAUAUUCGUGUGCAAUCCCUCAAAGUACUUGGAUAUUUUCUGAAGCACUUGGGACACAAAAGGAAGGUGGAAAUCAUGCACACACACAGCCUUUUUACUCUUCUGGGCGAGAGGCUUAUGCUGCACACCAACACUGUGUCUGUUACAACUUACAACACCCUUUAUGAGAUUUUGACAGAGCAGGUGUGCACACAGGUAGUUCACAAACCUCAUCCUGAGCCUGACUCCACUGUCAAGAUUCAGAAUCCAAUGAUUCUCAAGGUCGUAGCAAAUUUACUGAAGAGCUCCGCCCCCGGCACAGAACUGAUGGAGGUCCGGCGGCUCUUCCUUUCAGAUAUGAUCAAACUCUUCAGCAGCAGUCGAGACAACAGACGGUGUCUGUUGCAGUGCUCUGUAUGGCAAGACUGGAUGUUUUCUCUCGGCUACAUUAACCCCAAAAACUCAGAAGAACAGAAAAUGACUGAGAUGAUGUACAACAUAUUCCGUAUUCUGCUUUACCAUGCCAUCAAGUAUGAAUGGGGAGGAUGGCGUGUGUGGGUGGACACUCUCUCUAUAGCCCACUCUAAGGUGACGUAUGAGGCGCACAAAGAAUAUUUAGCAAAGAUGUAUGAAGAGUACCAACGUCAGGAGGAGGAGAACAUAAAGAAAGGGAAGAAGGGUUUGGUCAGCACCAUCUGUGGUCUCUCUGCUCAGACCUCAAACAUCAAAGAUGUGAUUGAGAUCGGAGAAAUUGAUGAUCAUUCCCAGACCCCCGACAGCGAGGCAGACUACGAGAGUGCUGAUUCGCGCAACCUGCUGACUGAAGGGAAGGGGCCUGAGGGAGACUUCGGGGGAUCUGAGAAUACAAUAGAUGGGGUCAGAGUUGCAGUUCAUGACCUUCUUGUGGACAUCAAAGCUGAAAAGGUGGAAGCUACAGAGGUGAAGAUGGAUGACACAGAGCUGUCUUCUGAGACAGUGGGAGUAUCUGAGAACGGGCCUCUGGUUGAGGUGGAGUCUCUGUUGGAUAAUGUUUACUGUGCCGCUGUGCGGAAGCUCGACAAUAAUGUCAGCAGUAUGUUGAUGCCAAAGGGCAGCAUGAAUGACCAGAAUGCUGCCCCUCUCAUUACACUGGAUGAUGAGAAGGACGACAUCCCUCAAAAUAACAAUUUCCUGUUUGGCAAGGUGACGGGCAGCAUUGAGGACAAUCUCCUACCGGAUCUCAGCCUAGCUGAGCCUCUGGUCCUGCCGAAUUCAGAGCUUCCCGAUCACACUGGAUCCAGGGAUGAAAUUGGCCUUCUGGCUCACAUGACAGGCAGCUCCUUACCCAGCAUCUUGGUAAAGGAGGAGUUUGAACUCAAAAAAGUGCUGGAAAACAUGAACUCAGAAACUGAAGGCUUUUCCAAAAUCCCACAGACCUCCGACGGUGCAACAGAAUUUGAAGGGGAAUUGCUGGCUGAUAAGACGAAUGGUGGAGUAGAGACAAGGAGCAACGCCUCUGAGACUGCAAGGUCAGAUGAUGGCAAAGACAAGGAGAUGAAAAAGAUUCAGACAACAGCCACAACACAGAGUGUGCAUGGACGCCCAGUCUCUCAGCUGGAAAAGGACAUUCGGGCGGACCUUGGCUUUAGGGCCGUCCCCAUAACAGAGGAACAGCGACAUCAGUUCAGCCCUGGUCCCCGCACUACAAUGUUCCGCAUUCCAGAGUUCAAAUGGUCACCCAUGCACCAGAGACUGCUCACUGACCUGCUAUUUGCUCUGGAGAGUGAUGUCCAUGCCUGGAGAAGCCACUGCACCAAAUCUGUCAUGGACUUUGUUAACAGCAAUGAAAACAUCAUUUUUGUCCACAACACCAUCCAUCUCAUCUCCCAAAUGGUAGAUAACAUAAUCAUCGCCUGUGGAGGGAUUUUGCCCCUUCUUUCUGCGGCCACCUCUCCCUCCACUGUCAAGACCGAGUUGGAGAACAUUGAGGCGACGCAGGGCAUGUCCUCAGAGACGGCCAUCACUUUCUUGUCUCGUCUCAUGGUUAUGGUGGACGUUCUGGUGUUUUCGAGCUCCUUGAACUUCAGCGAGAUCGAGGCUGAGAAGAACAUGUCCUCUGGUGGUUUGAUGCGCCAGUGCCUCCGACUGGUCUGCUGUAUGGCUGUAAGGAACUGUCUGGAGUUUAGACAGAGGCACAACAACAGGACUCAGGAAAUCUUACAGAAUGCUGUGACCUGCAAGACAUCUGGAGAGGCUGGCCCUACUAACCUGUCUCCAAUCAAAGAUCCUGAUCGGCUGCUGCAGGAUGUGGACAUCAACAGACUGCGAGCUGUUGUGUUUCGUGAUGUGGAUGACAGUAAACAAGCCCAGUUCCUGGCUUUGGCUGUGGUGUACUUCAUCUCUGUCCUCAUGGUUUCCAAGUACCGUGACAUCCUUGAGCCUCAGUGUGAGCCUGGGAAGAUGAGCUGUCAGUUAGGCCGCAGCGUUCGCCAGGAGAUCAACUCACCGACCAGCAAAGAAACUCCACUGUCAUUCACAAGCAGUAAGGAGAUUUUUUUGCCAUCUGAAGACCUUCACAUAGAAACCUCUUUACCCCACACAGACUCUGGGAUUGGGGACGAGCAGGUAGCCAGCAUCCUUAACGGGUCUGGCCUGGAUCACAAAGUGGGAGGAGUUAGUGCUGUGAACGAGCUCAUUUCCACACUUUCCUCUGAGGUGAAGAAGUCCCAGGAGAUCCUGUCUGAACCUUCUAAUGUCGAGGUGCUCAAAUCGUCCUCCUCCGUCAUCAGCAUUAGUCAGUCCAAGAAGGGCAUCAAUGUCAAGGAGAUUUUGAAGAGCUUGGUUGCCGCCCCGUUGGAGGGCGUGGAGGCUGGACUUGAGCCAGUGUCCUUCCCAGACACUGCUGCAAAGGCCCAGGCUGUGCUGCCGGUGCAGUUUCAGUCCUUUGACAGGAGUGUGGUGGUUCCCGUGAAGAAAACCUCCCCUGGCAGCUUUGCGGUCAACACACUGGGCUCCAGCAGCACCAGCACCUCCCCUGGGCUUUCGAGCUGCAGCACCCCCAACAUCUUUGCCGCUGCCUCUGCGACCCCUAAAAGCAUGAUCAACACCACCGGCGCUGCUGAGGCGGCCUCUGCCUCUGCAUCGUCCUCCGCCAGUUUUGUCAACGGCGCGACGAGUAAAAAUCUUCCCGCCGUGCAAACCGUGGCCCCCAUGCCUGAAGACACCGUCGAAAAUAUGAGCAUUACUACAAAAUUAGAGAGAGCAUUGGAGAAGGUGGCUCCCUUGUUGAGAGAGAUCUUUGUGGACUUUGCACCCUUCCUGUCACGGACUCUGUUGGGCAGCCAUGGACAGGAGUUACUAAUCGAAGGUCUCGUAUGUAUGAAGUCAAGCACCUCAGUAGUGGAGCUCGUCAUGCUUCUUUGUUCUCAGGAGUGGCAGAACUCCAUUCAGAAGAAUGCUGGCCUCGCUUUCAUCGAGCUAAUAAACGAAGGAAGGUUGCUGUGCCAUGCCAUGAAGGACCACAUUGUUCGCGUUGCCAACGAGGCUGAAUUCAUCCUGAACAGACAGCGAGCUGAGGACGUCCACAAACAUGCAGAGUUUGAGUCCAGCUGUGCACAGUAUGCUGCAGACAGGAAAGAAGAGGAGAAGAUGUGUGACCACCUGAUAAGUGCUGCUAAGCAUAGAGAUCAUGUCACAGCCAAUCAACUGAAGCAGAAGAUUGUCAACAUCCUCACCAACAAGCAUGGGGCCUGGGGUGUACCAUGCCAGAGUCAGCUGCAUGACUUCUGGCGUCUCGACUACUGGGAAGACGACCUACGGCGGAGGAGGAGGUUUGUCCGAAACCCAUUUGGCUCCACCCACUUGAAUGUAGCAUGCAAGUCCUCACAAGAGUAUGCCUUAAAGGAAGAAAAGGUUGUGAAGUCCAAGAUAGUUUUUCGGAGCCCAACUUUGGCCUGUCAGAACCCAGAGACAGAACUGGUCCUGGAUGGAGAAGACGAUAACGUCAGCCUGCUCCAUGAGAAGGAGAUGGACAACGUUGGCGGUCCGGUGGUCCUGAGCAGCUCGGCCCAGCUUGUCGCCCCUGUCCUGGUCGCCCGCGGAACUCUGUCCAUCACCACCUCUGAGAUCUACUUUGAGGUGGACGAGGAUGACCCUGCCUUCAAACGGGUCGACCCGGAGGUCUUGGUUUACACAGAUGGUUUGCAUGGCAAAUGGAUGUUCAGCGAGAUUCGGGCAGUCUUUUCCAGACACUACCUUCUGCAAAACACUGCAAUGGAGGUUUUCAUGGCUAAUAGAACGUCUGUCAUGUUCAACUUUCCGGACCAAGCCACAGUAAAAAAGGUUGUCUAUUGUCUCCCUCGAGUAGGAGUGGGCACUAGCUAUGGACUUCCACAAGCAAGACGGAUCUCCCUGGCAACCCCUCGGCAGCUUUUCAAAUCCUCAAACAUGACCCAGCGCUGGCAGAGAAGAGAAAUCUCCAACUUUGAGUAUCUGAUGUUUCUCAACACCAUAGCUGGGAGGACGUAUAAUGACCUGAACCAGUACCCGGUCUUCCCCUGGGUUCUCACCAACUAUGACUCGGAGGAGCUGGACUUGACCCUUCCAGGGAACUUCAGAGAUCUCUCCAAGCCUGUUGGUGCAUUGAAUCCAAAGCGUGCAGCAUUUUACUCUGAACGCUUUGAGUCGGGAGAAGAAGACCAGACACCUCCCUAUCAUUACGACUCCCACUACUCCACUGCUGCCACCACUCUGCAUUGGCUCAUCAGAAUAGAGCCCUUCACCACGUUCUUCCUCGGUGCCAACGAUAACAAAUUCGACCAUCCUGAUCGCACGUUUUCUGCCAUCACACGCUCUUGGAGAAACUGUCAAAGAGACACGUCGGAUGUAAAAGAAUUGAUUCCCGAGUUCUACUAUCUCCCAGAGAUGUUUGUUAACAGCAAUGGCUACCAUUUAGGAAUGAGGGAGGAUGGAAACAUGAUCUGUGAUGUGGACUUGCCAGCCUGGGCCAAGAAGCCUGAAGACUUUGUUCGGAUAAACAGGAUGGCCCUGGAAAGCGAGUUUGUGUCAUGUCAGCUGCAUCAGUGGAUUGACCUUAUUUUCGGCUACAAGCAGCGAGGGCCAGAAGCAGUGCGUGCCCUCAACGUAUUUCACCACCUGACUUAUGAGGGCUCCGUCAGCUUGGACAGUAUUGCUGACCCUUUGCUCAGAGAGGCCACAGAGGCGCAGAUCCAGAGCUUUGGACAGACGCCAUCUCAGUUGCUUAUUGAGCCACAUCCUCCACGCAGCUCCGCCAUGCACCUGUGUUUCCUUCCGCAGAGUCCUCUCAUGUUCAAGGACCAGAUGCAGCAGGACGUCAUCAUGGUGUUAAAGUUUCCGUCCAAUUCGCCGGUUACGCAUGUGGCUGCCAACACCCUGCCCCAUCUCACCAUACCAGCCGUGGUCACCGUCACCUGCAGCCGCUUAUUUGCCGUCAAUCGAUGGCACAACACCGUUGGUCUCCGAGGAGCACCAGGCUAUUCUCUGGAACAGGCCCAUCAUCUCCCUAUAGAGAUGGAUUCUCUGGUUGCCAACAAUACUGGCAGCAACAAGCGUCAGAUCACAGACCUAGUGGACCAAAGCAUCCAAAUCACCACACACUGUUUUGUGGUGACAGCUGACAACCGCUACAUCCUGGUGUGUGGCUUCUGGGACAAGAGCUUCCGUGUGUACUCCUCUGAGACAGGCAAGCUGACCCAGAUCAUUUUUGGCCACUGGGAUGUGGUGACAUGUCUGGCCAGAUCAGAGUCGUACAUCGGAGGCGAUUGCUACAUUGUUUCUGGGUCUCGGGAUGCUACCCUGCUGCUUUGGUACUGGAGUGGGCGGCACCAUAUUAUUGGUGACAACCCCAAUCACGGCGACUACCCAGCACCACGAGCAGUUCUGACUGGUCAUGACCAGGAAGUUGUGUGUGUGUCAGUCUGCGCAGAGCUGGGCCUCGUCAUCAGUGGAGCAAAAGAGGGUCCUUGUCUGGUCCACACCAUAACCGGGGACCUUCUACGGGCCCUAGAGGGGCCAGACAACUAUCAGUGCCCACGGCUCAUCUCAGUGUCCAGUGAGGGUCACUGCAUCAUCUAUUACGAGAGAGGCCGCUUCUGCAACUUCAGCAUAAAUGGAAAACUGCUGGCACAGAUGGAGGUCAAUGAUUCCACCAGGGCAAUUCUCCUGAGCAGUGAUGGACACAACCUUGUGACAGGUGGAGACAACGGUGUGGUGGAAGUGUGGCAAGCUUGUGACUUUAGACAACUCUACAUCUACCCCGGCUGUGAUGCAGGCAUCCGAGCCGUGGAUCUAUCACAUGAUCAAAGGACCUUGAUCACUGGCAUGGCAUCUGGCAGCAUUGUGGCAUUCAACAUAGAUUUCAACAGAUGGCACUAUGAGCAUCAAAACAGGUACUGACCAGAUGAAAACUUCCAACAUAAAGGUUAAGAAAAAACAAAACCUGCUAACCUGUGACUGUGGCGAGCAGAAGAGGAUCCAAAUAGCAAAGAAGGGAUCAAUCAGCAGGAGAACAUCAAAUAUUUUUUUAUGUUCAUCUGACCUCAGAGGCAACCACAUUCUGAUUUAUCUGCUGCUGUACAAUCUGGACACAUUGUUUUAUUAUUGUACCUUAACACCAGCUGUCGUCUCGAACUGAGACAAGUGGGACUGUUGUGAUUAUGGAGAAACUGAGGUGAUGUAUGCACAGAUGUUAAAUUCUAAAUGUUUCCCUUUUAAACUGGAAAAAAAGUAAAGCAACAUAUCAGCUGUUCACACAUUUGACAGAUAUUUGGGAAAAGUGUAAAGAAAAAGAUCUAAAUGCUGGUGGCAUAAGAUUUUUGUUAGCGGUAAAGGCUUAAUAUCUAAAUGCUGUGGGACAAGCCAAUGAAAUGAGAGAUGCCAUUGUGCAAGCCAUGAGUUAUUGUAGUCAUCACCUUAAACAUUUGUUAGUAACAUGGGUAAAGCUGCUGUGUGCACCUAAACAGAGGUUAAUUUGUAUGUUUGUGAAAAGACUAAAUGUUCAUAUAUUUGUUGUUCGUUAAUAUGGAAAUGUGAGUUUUAAUGUAAUCUUUGUGUCCUUUGUGAUAAAUGUUUUUAAUAUGCCAGCAACAUUUAAAUGUGACAUUGCCUUUCUUUUUGUUUUUUUGUUUUGUUUUGUUUUUAAGUAGGACUAUUAGUUUACAUUUUUUGUUCAAAAGAUGACUCAAAAAAUGAAAUGCCAAAUUUGUUACAUGGUAUCUUUUGAUUUCCGUUUGUAGCAAAACUGACAUUUUGAAAAUGUCAUUUUAAUGACCAUGUUAUUAAUGGUGCAUUAGACAUCAGUUCUGUUAUUUAAAACCUUUGUAUUUUGUAUUCUUUUGCACAAAUUUUUUAUCACGUUAAUUCAUAAACUGCACUUACUGUCAAUCUGUACUCUCAUAAGCAAUAUUUUGUUUCAGAAUAGAUUUAAGGAAGGUUUUCUGUUACUUGACAUUAGUUAUUGAUGCAGAUAAAGUGCUCUAUUUUAGUAUAUUGAUUAAAGCUAUUAAAGCAUUACUCUGCUCAUUAUCUGUCGAUCUGUAUGAACAAAAAUAUGCAAAGUAAUAACUUUUGGUUUGUUUCUAAGCACAUGUCUAACAUAAAACCAAUCUACCUAAAGCUAUAAUUUUGCAUGCUAAGAUAUUAAGGCGGCACUGGGUUUACCAUGUGUUCACAUAAAACUCAUUUCAAAAAACAAUCUGUUUUUCACUUAUACGGCAGUCAAAUUCCAUGUAGCGUUUUAAUAUUCAUGCAGUGUUUUAAUAUUCCAGUUGUGCAGUGUCAUUUUCAUAUGUUUUAAUUUAAAUGCAACAUAUUUGGAGAUUGUAACUGCAUUAAAAAAAAAAUAUGGACCUGAGUGAACUUAUGUAGUGUUUCUUUAAAUAAAUGUAAAUUGUAAAUC